GUGUUGGUCGUAAAAAAAUUGAAAAAAAAGAAUGACCACUAUGUCUACUUUAAAUUUGAGCACAACAUCAGUUACCAGCCGCAAGUUGCAGCAACCGGCAGAAGUUCACCUGCCGGAAUUUUACGCCGUUUACGCAUGGCUGAAUAGUAGCAACAAACACGCCCGAUUGAGUUGUCGAAUUCGUCGUAAGCAGCUACCGAAAUUAACUGAAUGUCGAGUGGCAAGUUUGGAUGCGUCCCAUGUGAGUGAAGAAUUAAACACUCAUCUUCAAGUGAACAAUCAGAUGGAGGACUGUAUCGAGCAUGUCAAGAAUCUGUUGAUGACGUCGGGAGACGGGCGAAUAAGCGUGUCGCCCUAUGACACGGCGAUAGUGGGCCUAAUCAAGGACUUGGAAGGGCGCGAAGCCCCACAGUUCCCGUCGUGCCUUGAGUGGAUAGCGCAGCACCAGAAGGCCGAUGGCUUGUGGGGGGAUGACUUCUUCUGCAUAUACGAUCGGAUUCUAAAUACCUUAGCGUGCGUGGUGGCCUUGAAUAUAUGGAACCUUCACGAUGAUAUGAUCGAAAAAGGAGUGGUGUACAUCAAUGAAAAUGUGCACAAACUCAAAGAUGGGAAUAUUGAGCACAUGACAUCAGGAUUCGAGAUCGUGUUUCCUGCCCUUGUCCAAAGAGCCAAAAACGUGGGCAUUCAAGGCCUUCCCUAUGAUCAUCCCCUCAUCAAGGAGAUUGCUAGAAUAAAAGAAGAAAGAUUGAAAAAGAUACCCAAGGAUAUGAUGUACCAAAUGCCAACAAGUUUACUAUAUAGUUUAGAAGGGAUGGGAGAUUUGGAGUGGGAAAAGAUGCUGAAACUGCAGUCAGCCGAUGGCUCCUUCCUCACAUCGCCCUCGUCCACCGCCUACGUCUUCAUGCACACCAAAGACCUAAAAUGCUUCGAUUUCAUCCAGAACGCCGUUAAUAAUUGCAACGGUGGUGCGCCACAUACAUAUCCCGUGGAUAUUUUUGCAAGACUUUGGGCAAUCGACAGACUACAACGCCUGGGAAUUUCUCGUUUCUUCCCGCAAGAAAUUAAGACUUUUUUAGAUCACGUCAAAAGUGUUUGGACAGAAAAGGGUGUUUUCAGCGGGAGAGGUUCGCAAUUUUGCGAAAUUGAUUGCACGUCCAUGGGCGUCAGGCUUCUAAGAAUGCACGGAUACAAUGUCGACCCAAAUGUACUUGAACAUUUCAAGCAGCAAGACGGUAAAUUUUCUUGCUACGGUGGUCAGAUGAUCGAGUCAGCAUCUCCAAUAUACAAUCUCUACAGAGCUGCCCAGCUGCGAUUUCCCGGAGAAGAAAUACUUGAGGAAGCUUCACAAUUUGCAUAUAACUUUUUGCAACAAAAGAUAGCCAACAAUCAACUUCAAGAAAAAUGGGUCAUAUACCACCACUUCAUCGAUGAGGUGAAGCUCGGGCUGAAGAUGCCAUGGUUCGCAACUCUACCACGAGUUGAGACUGCGUAUUAUCUACAAGAUUACGCUGGUUCGGGCGACGUAUGGAUUGGCAAGGUUUUCUACAGGAUGCCGGAAAUCAGCACCGACAGAUAUAGAGAGCUUGCGAUAUUGGAUUUCAACAGAUGUCAAGCACAACAUCAGUUGGAAUGGACUUACAUGCAAGAAUGGUACCACAAAAGUAGCGUUAGUGAAUUCGGGAUAAGCAAACGAGACUUGCUUCGUGCUUAUUUUUUGGCUGCAGCAACCAUAUUCGAACCCGAAAGAACACAAGAGAGGCUUGUGUGGACCAAAACCCAAAUUGUUUCUAGGAUGAUCACAUCAUUUCUUAACCAUGGAACUACACUAUCUUUGGAGCAAAAAACACAAACCGGACACAACUUUGAUGGCCUUGAUGAAAUAAUAGGUACUAUGGAAGAUCAUGGACUGGCUGGAACUUUGUUGACAACCUUCCAGAAACUUCUAGAUGGUUUCGAUAGAUACACUCGCCAUCUACUGAAAAAUGCUUGGAGCAAAUGGUUCAUUAAACUGCAGCAAGGGGAGGCGAACGGUGGGGAUGAGGCGGAGCUCCUAGCAAACACGAUCAACAUCUGCGCUGGUUUCACUGCUUUCAACGGAGACGUAUCGACGCACCCUGCAGAAUACACGACUCUCUCAACCCUCACUAACAAAAUCUGCAAGCGCCUUAGCCUAAUCAAAGAUAAAAAGACAAUGGAAGUUGUGGACGGGGGCAUAAAGGACAAGGAGCUCGAACAGGAUAUGCAGGCGUUGGUGAAGCUGGCACUCGAAGAAAAUGGAGGCUGCAUGCACAGAAACAUCAAACAAACGUUUUUAGCAGUUUUCAAGACUUUCUACUACAGCGCCUACCACGAUGAUGAGACCAUCGAUGUUCAUAUUUUUAAAGUGCUGUUUGAACCGGCUGUAUGAAUACUUUCAGCUCCGACAGUAUUGUUAAACAUGGACUGAGGAAGAAGAAAGAUUUUGAAGCCACUGUAGAAGGUUUGAAGGAGUUGAUUUGUUGUAAGUGACUCCUGUUACAGUCUAAAAAUGUAACCUUACUAAUUCAGUACAAUA
Messenger RNA from Salvia hispanica, 2554 nucleotides. The record is from RefSeq and is a predicted model, not a curated record. Lineage: Eukaryota; Viridiplantae; Streptophyta; Magnoliopsida; Lamiales; Lamiaceae.